This is a messenger RNA of Gossypium raimondii (Peruvian cotton), 4241 nucleotides long. RefSeq lists its product as uncharacterized. Gene Ontology annotation, cellular component: mitochondrial outer membrane. Lineage: Eukaryota; Viridiplantae; Streptophyta; Magnoliopsida; Malvales; Malvaceae. The record is from RefSeq and is a predicted model, not a curated record. Gene Ontology annotation, molecular function: ATP binding; ATP hydrolysis activity; protein binding. The transcript has 27 exons. The coding region runs from base 191 to 3925 and encodes 1244 amino acids.
UUUGCGCAAUUCUUCACUUUCUGUUUUUUUUCCUCUUCUCUGUUUCUGAUUCUCAUUCUCUCCUAUUUGUUUUAUUGUUUGGCAACGCAAGACCCGAACCAGAAGGUGGUUAAUUUUUGCAAAUUAGAGAAAACCCAGAGAGGAAAAACCUCCUCCAAACCCUUCCUUUUUUCCAUCCUUUGACAUUGAUAUGGUCGAGACGCGACGGAGCUCUUCCUCUUCCAAACGCCCCCUUUCCUCUCCCCCUCCCACUUCUUCUAAACGAUCCAAGGCAUCUGAGCCGGCUUUGUCGUCCAACAAUGGAGCUGCGGUUUCUGGACCAGUUAACGAAACCUUAGGUCCACCUAAGGAAUCCGGGUCGGACUCACGGGUAAUGGAGCUCCGAUCCUCUGAUCUACGGGUGUCCGAUUCGGCUAAGGCCGUUGAUGCGUCUCCCAUCGAUAAGCCUGCCGUUGCUGAUCUGGAGAACGGUACUUUGGUGGCUCCGCGGUCCUCAGGAGAAGCUGCUGUAGAUGCGGAUAAAGUGGAGACGGUUGCUGCAGGGCUUACUGGUCGGGCUAAGAACAGGCCAAUUAAGCCUGCUAAGUUAGGUUCUAAAUUCCCGUGGGGAAAGCUUCUUUCCCAGCAUUCUCAAAAUCCUCACUUAGUCAUGUGUGGCACACCAUUCACCGUUGGACAAAGCCAUCAGUGCAACUUAUGUCUUAAGGAUCACAAUAUUAGCGCUGUUUUGUGCAAAGUGAAGCACAUAGAGAGAGAUAGAACUUCCAUUGCCUUGCUAGAAAUUACAGGAGGAAAAGGUUCUGUCCAGGUUAACGGUAGGACUUACCGUAAAAAUACUAGUUUGAUCCUAAAUGCUGGAGAUGAAUUAAUUUUCACUAGUACUGGGGAUCAUGCUUAUAUUUUUCAGCAGCUUACCAAUGAUAACUUAGCAGCCCCAGGCUUACCUUCUUCUCUAAGCAUUUUAGAAGCCCAGACUGCUCCUAUAAAAGGUAUUAUUGAGGCACGACCAGGGGAACCAUCUGCUGUUGCUGGGGCAGCAACAAUAUUGGCUUCUUUGUCAACAAAAGAAAAUUCUGAGAUGUCCACUCUACCUUCUGGUUGUGAGGUGUCAGAUGACUGUGUUCCAGAAGUUGACAUGAAGGACAGUGCUAGUAACACUGAUCCAGCAACUGCUUCUUCAAGGGAGAAAACUGUUCCUUCUGUACCGGACGCUGCUAAUGAAAACCCUAAUCGUGAUAGACUUGGAUUAGAUGAUGGUAUGGAUGCUGACAAUACGAAGAUCCCAGGGGCAGGUUACUCUUUAAGGCCAUUAUUGCAUAUCCUUGCUGGUACUUCUACUGACUUUGAUUUUAGUGGUAGUAUUGCCAAAAUUCUAGACGAGCAAAGGGAAAUUAGAGAGAUGCUUAAAGAAUUUGAACCUCCUUCGGGUUUGGUAUCAACCAAGCGACAAGCAUUUAAAGAUAGUUUACAAGACAGCAUUCUCAAUCCAGACAAUAUAGAUCUCUCUUUUGAAAAUUUUCCGUAUUAUUUGAGUGAUACAACAAAGAAUGUUUUGAUAGCCUCAACCUAUGUGCAUUUGAAGUGUAGUAAAUUUGCGAAGUAUGCCUCAGACCUUCCUACCAUGAGUCCUCGUAUAUUGUUAUCUGGUCCUGCAGGCUCAGAAAUAUAUCAGGAGACAUUGGUUAAGGCACUUGCAAAACAUUUUGGUGCUAGAUUGCUAAUUGUCGAUUCUCUUCUGUUGCCUGGAGGAUCAACAUCAAAAGAUGUUGAUGCCGUGAAAGAAACUUCAAGGGCUGAAAACGUAACUGUAUUCGCCAAAAGAGCUGCACACCCUGCUGCUUUGCAGCAGAAGAGACCAACUUCUAGUGUUGAAGCUGAUAUAACUGGUGGUUCUUCACUGAGCUCCCAAGCUUUGCCAAAGCAGGAAGUAUCUACUGCAACAUCUAAAAACUAUACAUUUAAGAAAGGUGAUAGGGUUAAGUUUGUAGGUUCCGCAUCGCCGUCUGGAUUUUCUUCUCUAGAACCUGCUUUAAGGGGACCGAUGAUUGGUUUUCGGGGCAAAGUAGUCCUUGCAUUUGAAGAAAAUGGUUCCUCAAAAAUUGGGGUCAGGUUUGACAGAUCUGUUCCAGAAGGAAAUGAUCUUGGUGGGCUUUGUGAAGAAGAUCAUGGGUUCUUCUGUUCUGCCAGCUCACUUCGCUUGGAGUGUUCUGGAGGUGACGAUGUUGACAAGCUGGCUGUUAAUGAACUUUUUGAGGUUACAUUGAAUGAAAGCAAAAGCGGUCCAUUGAUAUUGUUUGUGAAAGACAUAGAGAAGUCUGUGGCUGGAAAUACAGAUGUGUAUGCUUCCUUGAAGAGUAAGGUUGAGAAUUUGCCCGCGAAUGUUGUAGUAAUUGGUUCUCACACCCAGAUGGAUAGUCGUAAGGAAAAAUCUCAUCCUGGUGGCCUUUUGUUCACAAAGUUUGGAGUCAACCAGACUGCUUUACUUGAUCUUGCAUUUCCGGAUAAUUUUGGUAAACUUCAUGAGAGGAGCAAAGAAACACCUAAAACCAUGAAACAAGUUACUCGGCUUUUUCCUAACAAAGUGACAAUCCAGUUGCCUCAGGAUGAAGCUUUACUUUUAGACUGGAAGCAGCAACUGGAGCGUGACACUGAAACUCUUAAAGCUCAGUCAAACAUUGUUAGCAUUCGCUCAAUUCUCCAUCAAAAUGGCUUGGAUUGCCCUGAUCUUGAAACAUUCUGCAUUAAGGAUCAAACUCUUACAAAUGAGAGUGUGGGGAAAGUUGUUGGCUGGGCCCUAAGCCAUCAGUUUAUGCAUUCUUCUGGAGUAUUGUUGAAAGAUGCUAAACUUGUAGUUUCAACUGAAAGCAUUAAGUAUGGUCUGGACAUUUUGCAAGGCAUUCAAAAUGAGAGCAAAACUUUGAAGAAAUCACUUAAGGAUGUGGUCACUGAGAAUGAAUUUGAAAAGAAACUUCUUGCUGAUGUUAUUCCACCAAGUGAUAUUGGGGUUAGUUUUGAUGAUAUUGGAGCCCUUGAAAAUGUCAAAGACACCUUGAAGGAAUUGGUGAUGCUUCCCCUUCAAAGGCCCGAAUUGUUUUGCAAGGGACAGUUGACGAAGCCCUCUAAAGGAAUAUUGCUUUUUGGGCCCCCUGGUACUGGUAAAACGAUGCUUGCCAAGGCUGUUGCAACUGAAGCUGGUGCAAACUUUAUUAACAUAUCAAUGUCCAGCAUUACUUCAAAGUGGUUUGGUGAAGGAGAGAAGUAUGUUAAAGCUGUUUUCUCUCUGGCCAGUAAAAUUGCACCAAGUGUUAUUUUUGUUGAUGAGGUUGAUAGCAUGUUAGGAAGAAGGGAGAAUCCAGGUGAACAUGAGGCUAUGCGUAAAAUGAAGAAUGAAUUUAUGGUAAAUUGGGAUGGCCUUCGUACAAAGGACAAAGAACGAGUAUUGGUUCUUGCUGCCACAAAUCGGCCAUUUGACCUUGACGAGGCAGUCAUCCGGAGGCUUCCUCGAAGAUUGAUGGUUAAUUUGCCAGAUGCUCCAAAUAGAGAAAAGAUUUUGAGAGUUAUAUUAGCCAAAGAGGAAUUGUCACCCAAUGUUGAUUUGGAAGCUAUUGCAAAUAUGACUGAUGGAUACUCUGGAAGUGACUUGAAGAACCUUUGUGUGACUGCUGCACAUUGUCCCAUAAGAGAAAUUUUGGAAAAGGAAAAGAAGGAGAGAGCGUUGGCUGCAGCUGAGAGUAGACCUUUGCCUUCCUUGUAUAACAGUGCUGACAUUCGUUCUCUGGAAAUGGAUGAUUUUAAAUAUGCACAUGAGCAGGUGUGUGCCAGCGUGUCAUCAGAGUCUACAAAUAUGAAUGAGCUUCUUCAAUGGAAUGAGUUAUAUGGAGAAGGUGGAUCAAGAAAGAAAAAACAACUAAGCUACUUCAUGUAGAAGAGAGGUAUCGUUAUUUAUUUAUAGCCAUUCCUUUUUCCCUUUUCAUUCUUGGAUGUCACCAUAAAAGGUGGCCAAGUUGAGAAACCUGUUUGAGGAAUCCAAUUUGCAGGUCCCAGCUUCCUUGUGUAUAUAGGUUUUCAUAAAUUUCAGGGUCUUGAUGUUAGCAGUUUUAGAAUGUUUAUCGAGCAGGUUUACUUUGUUAAGAGCAUUUUUCCUUUAUCUUUUGCUUAUUUCCUCUAGUGGCACCUAACUUCUCUGCCUGUACAGAAAAGUAACAAAUUGAGCAAUGAAGUAAUUCUUUGUAAUUUUAUAA